AUGAAAGAGGCGUGGGCGUGCAAGAGGGCCGAGAUCAGGGGCAAGAUCGAGCGGUACGAGCUAGCGCCGAAGGCCCCAAAGCCGUCAUCGGUGGGAACGACGAUUUCUGGGUCAACGAUCAUGAUCACAAUGUCGGAGGGCGGGGGGCUGGUCGCGUGGGCGUGGGGUGCGAGCCGGGUGGUAGACGCGCUGGAGCUGCUCGGGACGGAGGCGACGGGGAUCGACGCGAGGCGGCUGGCGGCUGGCAGUGACGGGGAAGGGGGUUUACUGGCGAAUAUUGGGGGAGAUGAAGCGCAACGGGACACGAGUGGGGGACGUGGUAUAGAUCGUGACGGGGACGGGUGGUUCGCGGACGCGUUCUGGCGCUACGUCGACGGCGUAGUGGUACUCCCGUACGACCACCACACGCCAGAGGCGUACGACUGCUCCGUGACCGGCCGCCGUGUCUACGAGGCGCUCGGCGUGCCGGGCCGUCUCGGCUUCUCGCAGACCUCCCACGGUAACUCCCACUGCCGGCUGCCCGCGUCGCAGAACGCCGAGGUCGCCGCCUUCUUCACCAAAUUUUUGCUCGGCUGCCAGUCGGCCGCUACCGACGUCAUGAAGACGGAUAGUAGGUUCAACUUUAUCCCCGAGAGGUGGAUCGACUGGGAGACGCCGACCUUAACUUAA
Durotheca rogersii is the source of this 669-nucleotide messenger RNA. RefSeq lists its product as uncharacterized. Bases 1 to 669 code for a protein of 222 amino acids. Lineage: Eukaryota; Fungi; Ascomycota; Sordariomycetes; Xylariales; Xylariaceae. The transcript is spliced from 4 exons. The record is from RefSeq and is a predicted model, not a curated record.